Molecule: messenger RNA, 1601 nt
Organism: Hirundo rustica (Barn swallow)
Lineage: Eukaryota; Metazoa; Chordata; Aves; Passeriformes; Hirundinidae
Gene: COPS3
Product: COP9 signalosome subunit 3
Exons: 12
Coding region: 45-1316 (423 amino acids)
Biological process (GO): ubiquitin-dependent protein catabolic process
Cellular component (GO): COP9 signalosome
Source: RefSeq, a predicted model, not a curated record
CGCCCCGCCCCUCAGCGCGCGCGGCCGCGGCGCGAGCCGCCAAGAUGGCGUCGGCCCUGGAGCAGUUCGUCAACAGCGUCCGGCAGCUCUCGGCCCAGGGGCAAAUGACCCAGCUUUGUGAACUGAUCAAUAAAAGUGGAGAGCUGCUAGCAAAAAAUCUUUCUCAUCUGGAUACAGUGCUCGGUGCCCUGGAUGUACAGGAACACUCGCUAGGUGUUCUUGCUGUCUUGUUUGUGAAGUUUUCUAUGCCCAGCAUCCCUGAUUUCGAAACGUUAUUCUCACAGGUGCAGCUUUUUAUCAGCACUUGCAAUGGAGAACACAUUAGAUAUGCAACAGACACUUUUGCUGGCCUGUGCCACCAGUUAACAAAUGCCCUUGUGGAGAGAAAACAGCCCCUGCGAGGAAUUAGCAUUCUCAGACAAGCCAUAGACAAGAUGCAGAUGAACACAAACCAGCUGACCUCAAUACACGCAGAUCUCUGCCAGCUCUGUUUGUUAGCAAAAUGCUUUAAACCUGCCCUCCCGUAUCUAGAUGUGGACAUGAUGGAUAUUUGUAAAGAGAAUGGGGCAUAUGAUGCGAAGCACUUUUUAUGUUACUACUACUAUGGUGGGAUGAUAUACACUGGGCUAAAGAACUUUGAAAGAGCACUCUACUUUUAUGAACAGGCAAUAACUACUCCAGCCAUGGCAGUCAGUCACAUUAUGUUGGAAUCAUAUAAAAAGUAUAUCCUAGUUUCUUUGAUACUACUUGGUAAAGUUCAGCAGCUACCAAAAUACACUUCACAGAUAGUUGGUAGAUUCAUUAAGCCUCUUAGCAAUGCUUACCAUGAAUUAGCACAAGUUUAUUCAACAAAUAAACCCUCGGAGCUUCGAAAUCUGGUGAACAAACACAGUGAAACUUUCACGAGAGAUAACAAUAUGGGGCUGGUCAAGCAAUGCUUGUCAUCUCUCUACAAAAAGAAUAUUCAGAGGCUAACCAAGACGUUUUUAACAUUGUCAUUACAAGACAUGGCAAGUCGAGUGCAGCUGUCGGGGCCCCAAGAAGCAGAAAAAUACGUCCUCCACAUGAUAGAAGAUGGUGAAAUCUUUGCAAGUAUUAAUCAGAAAGAUGGUAUGGUCUGUUUCCAUGAUAAUCCUGAAAAAUAUAACAAUCCAGCUAUGCUUCAUAACAUUGAUCAGGAGAUGCUGAAAUGUAUAGAGCUUGAUGAACGACUGAAAGCCAUGGAUCAAGAGAUCACUGUGAACCCUCAGUUUGUGCAGAAGAGUAUGGGCUCUCAAGAAGAUGACUCAGGGACCAAACCAUCCAGUUAUUCUUGAAAUUAAUGUUGCUCACCACUCCGCUUUCAAGUAAAAGCUUAUGAAAGAAUCACGCCUGGAACGGGGCAUUGAGGAGUUCCACGAAGAGGGCAGAGAGAACUGAGCUUUGCUUUUCACCUGGACAUUAAGAAAAUAAAAGAACACCCUCUCAGUACUGUAUAAUAUCAGAAAUAUUCUCUGCAAAGAAAAAGGAAAUCUCAAAAGAAACUUGAAAGUCUGUUGUGGAUUUAUUUAUCUUCAGAUUAACAUUGUUAAUGCAUUAAAUAAUCUACCUUUUGUUUUAAA